GCCAAAAGAAAUCGUGAAUUUUUUAUUUUAAAAUCAAUACUUUUCUAUGGUAUAUGUAGGUUUACAUUUCAACAUGGUGUUAUGUAGAAACCAUGGCUAAAUGUGUAUCUAUAAUCCUUAAUGAUACAAAUAUCCCCUGUCACGGCAUGUGACUACACAGUAAAGUGUUUAUAUAACCAAGUUACUUCUGUCUUCAUUUACAAAAUAUUCUGGCCCAUGAUUUGCGUUUGAUGCACUAACCCAGGAUACAGAAUUCGUAUUAUUAGUGCUGUUGUGUGACGUUUCUGGUGUAGAAUUGAAUGUCACGUCAUCAACUGAAGGUGGUCUAAUGGUGAUACUGUUUUACUGUGAUCUAAAAUCGUGUUGUCUAGUUUAUUUGUGUUAUUCCGGUAUAAAACUACAGAAGCAUAGAGUAUGCAGAACUUACCCCCGUGUUUCUACAUUGUUUUUAUAUCUUCCAUAAUACAAACUAAACCAUUUAUUCCGUAUAUACCGCCCAUAGGGUCUUUUGUGAUAUAACCUGUUUCUUUCAUAAAUUUACGUGAAGUUAAAAGGUCACCUGUGGGUCAGUGUUUUCAUCAAGAAAUAAAAUGCAGUAGCCCAAGUUUAUUAUUGAGCAAUGUUUGGUAAGAGCAAAGAUCAUCGCAUUAAGACGGGCUAUUUACUUCGGGGAUGAUCCAAUAACCUCUCUUCGCCUACAAUGAAACCGGAUACCACAUUGCAACUAAUAUGCGAUAUUUCAAGAGAGAAAGAAAAAAUCUUUGAUAAUUUUGGACAUGGCAUCACGAUAUCAAAUAGUACACGGGAUUAAUGGAAGACCUGUGGGAUAGAAAUGUGAAAUACUAGGUUCCAAGAUGCAAAUUGAAAAGAAAUACUUUGACCAGACAAGCAAGUAACAUGCCUGAUGAUUGAAGCGGUCUCAUUAUACGGUGGAACUGGGUAUUUAUACCAAUAUUUUAAGUGUUUAUUUUUCAUUGUUAUGAUUGCUAACGCGUGGCUGCCGAGAUCAUUUACUAUAACGAUCAUAAUCCAUAAAUAUUGUUAAUUCACACUAAAACGUUGUGAUGCCAUGGUUUUAAAAAUUUCUUUAUCCUUUUUAUUACACUUCCACCCACCACUCAUCGUAAAAAUGAUUUGACACAAUCGCUGCUCGAAAUGUUUAAAAGAUUGUUUAUUUUGGAUGGAGUUUUAUUGAAUAUUGCACCUUUCUUCCUCCUUGGUUGCUAUGACUAAUGAGCGUUUGAUGUUAUACAAAUGAUUUUAGAUACAAGUUCUUGAUGAGUUUAGCAUUUAUUUACGAGCUUUAUGCAUAAUUCAUACACAGAAUAAUAAGUUCCAACUCUCACAUUAUAAGUCAUCGCUGAACAAGCAUGACCUGCAGUGAUCGACAUAACUAGCUUCGCUGAAUUGCGUUUUCAAAUUGGGUGUUUUCAUCGUUUGAUGUUUCUUGAUAAAUAACGAACCCCGAUUUAAUAUUCAAAACACGCGAUUUGUUGUUCUCUUACUGGUAUUCAGAAACUAGAAACUGAAUAUUGGGUAUCUGGAUAAGGACCAAACAGUUUCAAAGGUAUUCAUUCUUACGUGUAUUCAUUCACAAAAUUCUGGUGGUUAACCUUGGGAAAGCUUUCCUAAGAACAGAUAUCUUUUAUGACGGCAUAUAUAGAACAGUGAGAGUGUUUACCUUGGUUUUUGUAUCACUCUUUUGACGAACCCUUUGACUUUCGUAAAUACAAAAAACAGACUGUUUUCUAAAGAAACAGAGACUUAUCUUACAAACAAUAUUUAUACAAAAGUACAGUAACUUUAGUAUUUGGUAAAUAGACCAAAUAAGAUUAUAGGAUGUCACAUUAGUAAAGCGGAUUUGCUGCGAUGUUCCCUUGGGGAUUCUCACUCACGUGAUUUCAUUACACCGAGCCCGACUCUUAAAUACUGAUUAAUUUUCAUUAACUAAUGUGAUCUUGUCUUCAUAUCAAUUUUUUCCCAUAAGAUCAGAAAUGAUCUGUUCUUUUAUUUCAUAAAAAUCAAUUUCUUGAUCAAUAUCAAUAGCAUUUGUUGCGUAUGCUCAGUUGUCGAUAGGAAACGGAAGAAUAACCAAUGCAUAGAUCAUAUCAUCGCGUUGAACCACUUUGUACAAUGGUCCGAUGAUUUGUUUAUUCUUUCAAUCCUAAAGGCCUUAAACUCCCCACAUAAUUACGGGUACCCUGAGAGACGUCUUGUCCAAGGUAUAGAUAAUCUUGUAGGGUAGACGAUCAAUCAAUGUUUGACGUGGUAUUUCUGUAUUACUUCUGUAGCUUAAGAGAGAUUCAAGUGCGGUUUUGUCUCCAAGGGCAAAUGCAUGUAAACCACUAUUUUUAACUGUUAUGUAAGUUUGAUGAUUCACGGACCUAAAUGGGAUUUCUGAGUGUGUACAAAGGAAAAUUAUAUAUUCUUGUACGUGCCUUGGAAAAAGUUAAAUACAUUUUACUUGAAAAUCGAAUUUGAGGGAAUUGAAUAUUUACCUUUCACUCAGUUCGUUGUGAUAAGACUGAAGUUGAAGAGCUCGGCAGACAGGGCCCCUGACCCUUUCUUCCAGGAUACCAUUUGUACGUGCAUUACAGAAACCAGUAUAUUGACAUAAUGUAUGGGGGUAUUGACAAUAAAAUAAAAAAAAAACCUCUCAACUGACAAAUACAACCAGUGCUAUUUAUCACUCUUAUCUUUCCGCGGCUUGUCAACACAAUCUCCAUUUAAAGAAGAGUUUCUCUGCACUCCAAUUGUGAAAGAUUUAGUCAUCUACGGGUAGACAUUGAUUUAGGGAAGUUACCUGUAGGUACACGACUAGUUUGUGUAUAGACGUUCUCGACCGGGAGGGACGGAUCAGGAAAAUAGUGAGUAAGUCCACAUUUUGAAGAUGUGAGUUGUCUGCUCUUCACUGAUUGGGAUAAUUAUAUUUGUGUCUUCAUUAGUCUCAACUUUCAACGAUACAAUGUCUUGGUUCAAAUUUUGGAGCCGAUCAAAAUCAAAAUCAAAGGACAUAAAAGAUGAGUACCAAAAGGAGCUGAAACGGGCAGAAUCUUUAAGAGAAGAUUCACACUUAACGGAAGCGGAACGCGAAAAACAAAAACUGAAACACACACUGUCAAUAUCCCGGUCUGGGAGAUUCAAGCACAAAAAACGAGAACGAGGAGCGAUUCUUGAUCAACCGGAACUGUUUGAUAAAACAUUAGACAAUGCAAAUGGAGGAAGACCCACUGUAAAACCACCGAAUCCACCAUCCGGGCACUCACGAUCUCCUAACAACACAUGUCGAGAUGUUCGCGAUGUGUUUCAGUCCAGCUACCCCUCCCACGUGGCGGCGGUCUGACAAUUUCAUAAUGUAGUACCAGAACGUGUGUUUGCAAUAAUGAUUCUGAUAAUACAUGCAUUGAUUACAUGAUCAUGGAGAUCAUUAUGUAUUGCAGGAACAUCAACACGUCGGAUGUUAAAAUCAUAUUUUGCUGCUGAAGAAUAAUUAUCCCCUCCAAUAAUGUAUUGUUGUAGUGUUGUCCGAAAAUAUUCUGUCUCAGCUUUUAAAAGUGCUGCCCUUCUCGGUGUACAAAGGUCAGACUGCGUGGAUGUAAUUUGUUACAGAGAGACCGACGAACUGCUAGGUCAUCACCUGUAAUAAAUUUAAUAAAAACAUGAGGGGGUAUACAUUAUCUCGUGCUUCUUGUUUCUGCGACCUUGAAAUUGCCACGUACCUGUAGUUUAUAUUGCUACAUACAAUUUGUAGUUGUUUAGAAUCAUUUCUUAUAAUUUGAGUGUAGAGGAAGUUGUAGAAAAUAUUUUCUCAUAACUGAAAUCGAUGGAAGGAAAGAGAUGCAAUUGAAUCAUUUAAGGUGAUAAAGUGUGUAUUUGGCAUUGCAUGACUCGUAUUUUUUUAAAUGUUGUUUUUGUUUUUUAAUUUACGUACUGAAUCAAAUGAUAUGAUACGAUGUCAGUGCCUUUUUGACUUUUCUUUGGAAGUUUUGGUACCUUUCAUUCCUAUUUACUAAAUUCAAACAACUUUAAGUUAACUCGGAAAAAAAAAAUUAAAAUCGAGAUUAAAUUUGACUGGAAUGUUGAAAGAACUAAGCUCAUUAUAUGAAGAGAUUUGUGGCUCUUGGUUUGUUAAAGGACAUUGGCAAUAUGUUUGCUGAAAUGAUUUUUCACUUUGAUAAGGCUGUACAGAAAAUGACCCUUUUUGAUCCUAUAUAGAAAGUAUUUAAAAGGAAUAUCUGUGUAAUGUGCGCCAUUGUUCCUGCAAAUGAAAAAAAAAAAAUCAAUUUUAUCUGCAUUCAACAGGAGAGGUAUUCUGCAAAUAAUGAAGUAAAAAAAAGUUGUUUUCACAUGAUUUACUGCUCGACUAUUGUUGUAAUUUGUUUUGAAAUCACAAAGCUACUUUCACUUUAAAUAAGUCCAAUAUUGUAAAUUUUUUAAACAAUAUUACCGGUAUAGCCAUUAAUAGCCAACAUGGAACACUGGUUAAUCUAAUCUAUGCAAAUUAUAAGUUUCUGGUAAAUAUUUUGAAAGUGCAGUUAACUGUUGUUUUGUGCACCGAUAGAUUAAGAUAACUGGUUUCUUGUUUAUACGACAGAUUUGUUUGGAAGGAUUGUUUGACGUAUAAAUUCAUUCAAUUCUGCUUUGAUUAUAUGUGUUUGUACUAUACAUGUUUUUGUUUCACGUAAUAAAUCUUUAAAACCGCGACAACAAUCAUAUUGUGUUCGUUUCAAAUGGCAGCGGAUAAGAUAGAAGCCAUGGCCACUGGAUAUCUGUCUAAACAUUGACUAAUCCACACCAGUUGACAUCAAAGAAAACUACAUCCCACCAUGUCCGAUAAGUGUACAUCUAUACUUUUUAAUUGUCAAUGUCUUUGCGUUUGUUAACUUUAGAAAUUGUAUUGAUAGGCAUAUCUUCAAGAACGACGUUCUUCAAUCGUAAAUACUGCACGUAGGGACACAAAGCUGCUUGAUAGAUAUAGAGCGUCUAUUAUAAAGACUGUAAUUUCCGACAGUAAUGAAAAUAUAAUUUAAAUAUAAGAAAUUACUUUUACUUUUGAAAAUGCAUGAGGUUAUGAACAGCGACUCUUCACGCUGGGACACUUAAUGAAGUGCUAACGCGUUUCAAGAAAAAUAUACCGGCAUGAAGCUUUGCACUUCAUACCUUCAUGUAUUUUCAAUUUUACUGAAAUGUAUUUCUUACAUGUACUUGGCGUUCUUGAAAAAGGAAAAAAAAAACCCAACCCAAAUACAUUUUGUUUAGCUGAGUUUGAGUUUGCAUUGAGGUUUUUUCUUCAAUACAAAGAACAAACACUUCAUGCAAUGUUUAAAUGUGAAACUGAUUAGUUCUUAAAUUUACAUAAAGCUUGACUGAAAUCUUUGCCAAUGUGGUCUUGUUUUACAGUAUUUGGCGAAGUUGAUCCCUAUCAUAAAUAAACCCCAUGUGUCAAGAAUGUGCAGAAGACCAACAGUUGUACGUUUUACAAUGUACACGUGUGUUUUACACGAUAAAGAAACAUUUUAUAUGAAACAUUGAACAUUGAUAUGGAAAGUACAACUUGAUACAUGUACCUUGUGAGACUGGAUAAAAAGCAUAAGAGGAUCUAGGGAUUUUAAAGUCUCAAAUUAGACACAUUAAAACAAAAAUACAUACCAUCAAAAACCAGAAAUAAUGAAAGAAUUAGAUAAGCUACAUGAGGAAUAUAUUUUGGUUCCAACUCACAAAGCUUGCUGAAUUCCAAACCUUUAAAAUAAACUAACAGCGAUACAAUGUUGGAUCCAGUAAAUGCUCUACAAAGCCCCUUCCUUUGCUCCUCGCAGACAUAUUAACUGACUUGAAGGAGACACGUCAGACGUAUUGUACCACAACAUAUGCGAGAAGUGGUGUAAAUCAAAUGUGGAUUCUUAAAAAUCUUCAAAAUUUUGUACAUUUGAAAAAAAAAAUUCCUUAAAAAAGCAGCAUCAAACCAUAUGACUUUUUAACACUUUACACGACCAUUCCUCACGACAGAUUAAAGAUUAGCCUUUUGACAUUAUAGACAGCUGCUUUUCAAUAAAAUGAAACGCGGAAAUAUUCAUGUCUUAUGAACCUUAUCAAACAAUACUCUGAUACACUCUGAAGUUGAUAUCUAUUCUUCACUGACAAUACCUACGUGAUCUUUGGUGAUCAAGUCUUCCAACAGUAUGUUUGGAAUUCCCAUGGGCACGAAUUGUGCUCCUUUAUUAGCUGACACGUUUUUAUAUUCGUUUGAGACAGAAUUGAUCCAAAAUCUUCUACAUUAGAAGAAUAGAAUCUUUUGCUUUGGCCUUUAACUCAACAUUUAUGUACAAGAAAGAUGUUUUAUCUAUUUAAAAUGUUUAACAUUUAUAUACAAGAAAGAUGUUUUAUCUAUUUAAAAUGUUUAACAUUUAUAUACAAGAAAGACGUUUUAUCUAUUUAAAAUGUUUAAUUUCAUUCGUAUGCUGAUUCGAUGUAUCUUUGUGGACUCGAAAGAAAAGACACCACAGAGUCUUCCAUAUCUGCUUCAUAUUUGGAUAUUCUAUUGAACAUAAAUGUUAACGGCAAACUAACAACUAAACUCUCCAUCGUCUACCCGUAUUUACGAGUGUGUAGCAAUAUUUCAUGAUCACCUGAAUAUGGUGUUUAUGUCUCUCAACUGAUUCUAUACGCAAUAUGUUUAGAUGGGAUUGGACAGAAGAUGCUCUCAUGCUACAAGUAAUACCACAAAGAAGACUAAGACAAAGCUACACGUAUGAGCAGAUUUGGUAUAUACAUGUAUUCCUUAUUUCACGUGACCAUACUCUGUAUGCACUAAAAUUCGUCCCAUCUGUUCUCCUUAUACCCCUUUGUCAACAUGGGGGAAAGGAAUAUGUAAAAUAACUUUAAUUAAAUUCCAGACUUGAUAAAUUGGAAUUGAAUAUCUAAUCAAUAAACUUUUGAAAAUGUAUGUAAUAAUUUCAUUAAAAAAAAAUAUAUAUAUAGUUUAUUUAUCAAUCAAGGGCCCUCGGGGGCAUGUACAUGUUAACAGGCAAUUAAUUAUAACAAUGAAAAUAAAUAACAAUCAUUUAGAAGUACUACCGGUAAUACUGACAGAGUUCACACUUCUGCACUGCACAUAUCUAUAAUUAUAUAUGAAAUACUGAUAGACAAGAUUUAAAUUAACAACAUGAUAAAUAAAAUAACCCAACUGCUUCACACAUCAAUUUCUGGGAUAGCAGAUAAUGAUAGUGUCGUGUGAAUACUUAUAUAAAAGAGAAUAAUAGCAUUAUAUGAGAGAAUAAAAACACAAUAUGUUGACCUGAUUACAGGGAACACCAAGGGACAGUGCCUGUUAACAGUCUGGUAAUAAAUUUAUUGUACCAGACUGUUGAUCUUGUACUCCCAGUAACCAAUACAGCUUACAAGUGUAAACUAAAGCAAAUGUGUAGAAUGCAAAGACAUGUACUUGCAGUAUCACCUCUUCAUUUUAAUUGAACUUACAAUUGAACUUAUAAUUUGGUAUAUGUUAUUAGUAUUCAUGUCAUCACAGAAGAAAACAAAAUAGGUUUUACACACUAAUUACAAAGGCUAACGCCCAUAACUGCGUACACCUAAUACAUAUAAUUAACGCCCAUAACUGCGUACACCUAAUACAGGUAAUUAUACGUUCUGCCCUAAAAAAAAAAUUAGUAGCACUGAAGAUGAGGAUGGAUAGGGGAGGGGGUAUAAAUACUUUGUAAAAGCCCGAUUGUUUUCAUUACAUAUAACACAGCAGGACCACACUGGGGUGGCUGUGUCACGGGAUGAAAGUGAUGCCUAACGGCCCGCUCUGGGCAAGAUUCUCCCCGAGGUCAUAUUAAACACGGCGCCAUCUAGCCCAGCCAAUCUAUUUCAAUGCAAUUUUUAAUGCCCAACAUGAAACAUUCAAAUAACAUCUAACGGGAUGACGAUUUAAAAUUGCUGUCAAGGCGUAAAAAAAAAAUCACAGUGUACAGACAACGCAUUUAUGUCAUUUUUAUUGGGGUCUCUCAAAUAUACAAGUUGAAGUUCGUGAUUUACCUUGAACUACAACUUAUCUCUGUGUACAUUACGAAGUAGGUUUUCAGAAAUUGAUGUGUACAUAUACAUGUAAUGACACUGAUUAUGUAACGCUGAAAAAACAAAUAGUUUAUGUGGAACGACGAUCAUCUGAUGCGAGGGUGUGUGUGUUACAUUUUAAAGAGGAUGGACUAUGUACGUAUAAAUAUCUUAUAGAAAAUCUAUUUUUGCCCUUAUUUAGCCAAGGACAGAAUGAUAAUUUUAGAUGAAUGAAAUAUAAAUUCGAUUGAACAAUAAAAUGCUUUCUUUGUUGUUUCAUCUGGUGAUGAAGGUAACUAGCAUUGCAGAAAAAAGCGGGUUAUGCAAAUUUUUUCUGUGACGAUUGCUUCCUUCAUCACCCGAUGGAACAGCUAAGAAAGAUAUUUUAUUGUUUAUAUAUAUAUAUAUAUAUAUAUAUAUAUAUAUAUAUAUAGAAGUGAUGCUUUAAAACUGCAAAAAUCAUUAUAGUUUAUAAUUCAUAUAUUGGUAUAAUACUGAUACUGUCCAUCCACUUGUAUAUAUACAUGAUUAGCAAUUCAUAUAUGUAUGUACUUGUUUCCCCAACAUGCUGCAUCCACAUGCAGUCUAUAUAACCUGUAGUUAAUGUUGUAAACUUUCUUUCUUUUUUUGAAUUUCCUUCUUUAUAAACUGUCUUACUGUUAUGCCCUCUGGGCCCAAAAUUGGAAUAAACUUAUCUUAUCUAUAUGAACUAGAAUUAAGAUAUAAAAUAUAUGGGUUAUCCAUUUGUUACGUGCCAAAGCACUCUUUGACCUUGAGGACACUCCAUAUUUGGUAAUGAUUUUGCAGAUUUAAGUGGUACUAGAAAACCGGAUCGAACUAGUUGGCAACAAACAUGUAUUUGUUGCAUGAUGAAAGCAAUGAUAUGUCAAUGUAAAAAGAAAUAUAAGAGAAAAGAUUCAGUGAAUGUAAAUACUAAUUAAAAAUUACAAUAUAAAGUUAAGUUGUUGAACUAGUUUGUUACUUGUCGUAAAAUAAAGUUCAAACUUUAAAGGUUUUAAAUAUAGAUAUUGAAAAAUUCCCUCUGUUGUUGGAAUCUAUUCUUUAAUACAGAGAUACAACUGUUUAACAUGUGACCUGGGGCAGCCUAGAUCUCUGGCGGGAACAGGACAGGGCACUGCAUGGUGGUGAUCAUUUGAAACUCUGUUUGAUAGAAAUGGUCGGGAGGGUAAAAUUUGGAGGUGGAGUGAAUUGAGGAUACCCUGAAAAUUGGAUUUAGAAUGAGUGGAGACUUUACCCUAGAAAAUCAAUGUUUGCCUUUAGUAGACAGAACCAACGGAAAAUAUACGAAGUACGUUGACAAGGAAGAGAGUGAUGGGGUGUUUAGUUUGAAGUCAGGGAUGAGCGUAGGAGAACGACUGACGGUAAGAGAGAAAUUACUAAAACGAAGGCAAAGGAUCGUGGAUGUUCAACUCGCAAUGGCUCUUCUUGGUUUCAUAUUGAUGCUUGUGGAAAAUGAAAUGUAUUUUCUAGGAUAUAUCACAAAAUCUUCUACGAUGUCCGUUGUCCUAAAAUCUCUGGUGUCAUUAUCCACCGUUGUGCUGCUUGCCGCCAUUAUUGUUUAUCACAUGACAGAAAUAAAACUGCGCAUGACAGAAAAUCACUUAAAUGACUGGAGAUUGGUAGUGACAUUCCCUUACACCUACUUUCAGAUUUUUCUUGAAUUAAUGAUAUGCUUUCCUCACCCUUUGCCAUUUGAUACUUCUUUUCGAAUCUCUGGACUAAAAGGUCAAACGGUUUACGCUUCAUCUGAUGCGCUCAUGUCAAUCUUAAUGAUUUUACGUUCUUAUCUGAUUGGCAGAAUGCUUGUAGUUCACAAUAAGUUUAUAUCAGGAACAGCAACACAGGGCCUGGGGGCUUUGAACAAAGUCAAAAUUGACGCAUUUUUCCUGUUCAAAGCACUAAUGUCAUCAAAUCCCGGAAGCGUUUUAAUAGUCCUUAUGAUUUUUAUAUUACUCGUCAACUCAUGGGCCAUGAGAACCUGCGAGACUUUCUAUCAACUGGAGAAAGACAACUCGGACUACUGGAAUAUGAUGUGGAUGGUAUCAGUGACAUUUCUAACUAUAGGAUAUGGUGACCUGUACCCCGUUAGUCUCUGUGGACGAUUCGUGUCCGUGGCCACUGGUCUGAUGGGUGUCGGGACCACUGCGCUUCUAAUCACUGUGUUAGCUCAUAAAUUAGAACAGACACGGGCUGAAAAGUACGUAUACAACUUCGUCAUGAGGGCACAGAUAGAUAAAGAAAAGAAAAUGGCCGCCGCUGACGUCAUCAAGAACUGGAUACAUCUCUGUCGUCUGAGAAGAUGUAAUAACGUUAUUGAUGACAAUCAAAUUCGCGUACAUGGUAAACUACAACAGGCCAUACGUGUCAUGAGGGAAGCACGGAACCAGCAAGAUUCCAUCGGGGAGUCUACCAUUGGAUUCAUCGAGUUAAGUAAGGUGAUCAGAGAUGUAGAGCAGAAGACAGAGGCGGUGCAACAAUCCAUGAAGGACGUGAAAAACGAACUGCUGCAAGUACAGAGGACAUCCAGAGACUUGCAGUUAAAGCUUCAUGAUAUACACCAAGUGUUGGUUUUCGGUCAUACAAAAUAAGCGAUUGUGAUUAGGCGUGAUACCAGUAACACAGGCGUGAUUUUGUGACAAUAUACACAAGACCAGUUGGUAUGAUAAUGAAAAACUACUUCAAAGUCUUGUCCAACUUUAUUGAAUUUUGUUUAAAUGUCACUUGAAAUAUUUUUCUUUGAAAAUGUUUGAAAUGUAAACAGUUUAGUACAGUGAAGAUUUUAAAGCAUUAAAAUAGAGACAUGC
Molecule: messenger RNA, 10877 nt
Organism: Ostrea edulis (European flat oyster)
Lineage: Eukaryota; Metazoa; Mollusca; Bivalvia; Ostreida; Ostreidae
Product: small conductance calcium-activated potassium channel protein 2-like
Exons: 3
Coding region: 9291-10661 (456 amino acids)
Biological process (GO): potassium ion transmembrane transport
Cellular component (GO): plasma membrane; neuron projection; neuronal cell body
Molecular function (GO): small conductance calcium-activated potassium channel activity; calmodulin binding
Source: RefSeq, a predicted model, not a curated record